CCAGAGGCUCCAUCUCGGGUUAAAAACUGUUUUAGUUGUACUACAUGUUGGUGGAACGUGCACUUAGAGUUUCAGUACUGAGUACACCAACGGAACUGUACGAACUAAACGGAUUGAUAUCAAUACUACGGUUGUUCUUUCGUUGCGCGUUCUACCAACUUGCAAAUUUUCGCAAUGAAUGUUGGUCAGUUAAUUUUGCUGCUGUUUCUUCAACUCUUCUUUGUCUUCGGGAUAAGCGACAGUGCACCAAACUCAUCUACCCAUGUUGACGAUGAUACAAAGUUUGUAUUAGAUUUGGUGAGAGGUGGGGUACCAGUAGGGAUCAUCCAACUUUUUCUGCCCUCGGACUCCGAAGGCGACGCUGGACCUUGCUUGCGUGAGAAGUUGGACGGCGAUAUUGCCGGAACGUGUAAAUUUGUAAAAGCAUUUGCAAAAGACUAUGCAUCUAACACAAAAAACAAUUGGAGCUCGUGCAGCAAGGAGGAUUAUGUUUGUAAUGCAAUUUAUCGAGCAGCAACUUCCAAUAACACACAAAAUUUUAAUUGUUCAUUAUGGCAACAGAAAUCGAUUCGAAAUAGAAUGACUGAAAAAAUGAGUCUAAAUGACAAAGUGGAAUUAACAGACAAAUUGAAGACUAGUCGACAUCAAGGGCUCUUUCUUGGAACGGUUAGUUCAAAGGAAUGCAGUAAGAAAUGCUCAGAUGAGUGGCAACCUGUUUGCAGUGUGUCAGCCUUGCUUUUGGAUUUUUUGCCAAAGGUACCACCUAACUGUUCUGAACCAACUAAUGUGCCAUGUAACUGUUCUGAAACAAGUAAUACUGAGAUCCAAACUUGCCAAGUGUUUAAGAAUGGAACAGUCAGUUCACUGUCUGCGGGAUCCAUAGACAUCAAGUUGCCUGAGAAAUUGGUUACGAAGGAAGUAACUGUGAGUGUCUCACAGUUACUUGAUGGAGGUAAAGGGAAGACGGUUAGAACGAUGUCUAUCAUGGAAAAGAUGGUGACUGUGUCUACUAGUACAGCAAAUGUAUCAAUGUCUGGAAGUGUAGUGGUGGUCAAGUUGCCUGACAACAAGAUGAGUGUGAAACUGGUUAGAAAGGGUGUACCAGUAAGAGUGAACGUCGCACUUGAUGAAGGUAAUGUGAGUAUGACUGCUAGCAGGAUGAACGGAUCGGUGUCUAUCAUGGAAAAGACGGUGACCAUGUUAACCAGAAAAUCAGAUGUGCCAACGUCUGGUAAUGAAGUGUUUAUCUUCAAGGAUAAGACAAAGACACUAUUGUCAGUUAAUAAACAGCGGAAAUGA
Corticium candelabrum is the source of this 1299-nucleotide messenger RNA. RefSeq lists its product as uncharacterized. The coding region runs from base 175 to 1299 and encodes 374 amino acids. The transcript is spliced from 3 exons. The record is from RefSeq and is a predicted model, not a curated record. Lineage: Eukaryota; Metazoa; Porifera; Homoscleromorpha; Homosclerophorida; Plakinidae.